UUGUGUGCUGGCUCCUCCCCUGGGCCCAGCGGGGCUGCUGUGGCCCCUGGGGUGUUAUAAAAAGGCCUCUGAGCUCCCCCUGCUCUGGUAAAGAGGCUGAAUGUCUGCGGGACAUACUUAACGUUUGUCUAUCCAUGUUCCUCUACUAACAACCAGCAGGGUUGGCACUUGGGCGCACAGAGACUGGCCUUUUGCUCCCCAAAGGAGCUCUCUGUGAAAGCAAUCCAAAUUCAGAGCAACAGUCUGUUUACAGUUGCAAACUUUUUACCAUUUUCUCCUGUCCUUUUUGGGGGUUUUACGCUCAGCCAUUUCUCUGAGGAGAAACAUCUCAUUUUAGCUGCUUAGUUAUUUUCUUCUGUUGACUUUUCACCAUGUGGGAGUUCAAGUCCAUGUCCUUCUGGCGGGCUGUGUUUGCCGAGUUCUAUGGCACGAUGUUCUUUGUAUUCUUUGGGCUGGGGGCAGCCCUCCGCUAUACCACUGGGCCCCUCAAUGUUCUCCAUGUGGCCUUUUGCUUCGGGCUGGCGGCUGCCACCCUCAUCCAGUCCAUCGGCCACAUCAGCGGGGGACACAUCAACCCAGCUGUUACCUUUGCCUACCUGAUCGGCUCUCAGAUGUCUCUGUUCCGUGCUUUCUUCUACAUCGUGGCCCAGUGUCUUGGAGCAGUGGCCGGUGCUGCUGUGCUUUACGGGGUCACGCCCACCAACUUGAGAGGAAACCUAGCCCUAAACACGCUGCAGCCCGGCAUCAGCCUCGGCAUGGCCACCACCAUGGAGGUCUUCCUCACCCUGCAGCUUGUCGUCUGCGUCUUUGCUGUGACUGACGAGAGGCGCAAUGGACGCCUGGGCUCUGCUGCCCUGGCCAUCGGUUUCUCCGUGCUCAUGGGGCAUCUCCUCGGGAUAUACUACACCGGAGCCGGGAUGAACCCAGCAAGGUCUUUCGCCCCUGCCGUCCUGGUCAGGAAUUUUGUCAACCACUGGGUGUACUGGGUGGGUCCCAUGAUCGGCGGUGCCCUGGGUGCUCUGCUGUAUGACUUCCUGCUGUUCCCGCGUGACCGCGGCCUCUCCGAGAGGCUCGCCACCCUCAAGGGUACCAGGCCAUCAGUGGCCGAGGGACUGCAGGAUACCAGGGAGCCCAUUGAGCUCAAGACACAGGCCCUAUAA
Pungitius pungitius (ninespine stickleback) is the source of this 1160-nucleotide messenger RNA. It is a transcript of the gene mipa, whose product is annotated as major intrinsic protein of lens fiber a. Gene Ontology annotation, biological process: water transport; transmembrane transport. The coding region runs from base 372 to 1160 and encodes 262 amino acids. The record is from RefSeq and is a predicted model, not a curated record. NCBI's taxonomy places the organism in Eukaryota, Metazoa, Chordata, Actinopteri, Perciformes, Gasterosteidae. Gene Ontology annotation, cellular component: plasma membrane. Gene Ontology annotation, molecular function: water channel activity. The transcript has 4 exons.